UGCGUCACAGCGCUAAACCGGAGACAAGUGUAGGGAAAAAGCCUUCACUUUUGUUUACGUGCGGUCAGCAGACAGCUGUCGUCGCGCCUUCCUGCGCACGCAGCAUUGUUGCCAUUUGUACUCGCACCUUCUAAAAGCUCCGCGUCAAUAACCCGCGGUCGUCGAGGAUGUUUACUUGAUCGCGGGCGAGCCUGUGUGGAUGCCGACAGGAGGAUGAGCUCCAUCAGCGGUCGGGUUCACGCCGUCCCCGCCGCCUCUGUCACCAACUCUGGAGCUUCCUCCUCCCGAGCCUUGCACGUCGAGCUCACGUCCCAACAACUGCCGUCGACUCCCCUGAGACACUGCGCGUCAAGACAGCCGUGGACGUACACCUCCGACUCUCAGAGACGAUUGCGUCACCUCCGGAGCAUUGCAGCAAGAAACAUUGUCAACAAGAAUGGUUCCCCUCUGCUGGACACUUACUUCACCCUGCACCUCUGCAUAGGAGAGCGCAUAUCUAGUGAUUUUUACAAGAGUGAAGUCAUACGUGACUCACUGAAUCCUACUUGGCGGAGCUUGGACUUUGGUAUGUUGCCGGACCUUUUGGAUACCUCAGUCUCUUGUUUUGUGGUAAGGAUUUGGGGAGGACAACAAGAACAGUACCAGCUCCUCAUAGAAUGGAAGGUCAACCUGGAUGGCGUCAGAUACACGGGACAGCAGAUUCGAUCCAGGAAUCCAAAUGAGAUCAUAUUCGGGUUGAAUGAUGGUUAUUAUGCUGCAGACUUUGAUCAGAAGGAUCAGUCAGAGCGGAAGAAAAACAGUCUACUUCAUGUUGACCAAAGCUCAGUGAGGAAUUCCUACAGUGUCUUCUCUUUGCUCAGGCUUCAUACAGCCCAGAGAGCCAUCAAACAGACCCAGGUAACGGUACAGAAGAUUGGCAAGGAGAUUGAGGGGAAACUAAGAACAACAGCGACAUGCACAGUGCGGAAGAAGGAGCGGGAGUUUAUGCAGCUGCGUUUAGCCGUUCUUCGGAGUGAGCUGCAGCGGCAGAGGAAGGCUCUUGGCAGAGAGAUAGGAUUGCGGCAGAAGGACAGGGCGCAGCUUCAGAAGAAAGAGGAAGUGUUUGCCACACAACGUGAAAGUCUGGAGGAGGAGAAAGAAUCUUUAACCAUGCUUCAUAAGGAAUGUACCGCCAAGAGAGAACAGUUCCUCAAGUCCAACGCCCAGCUCAACUUCCGAUGCCGUCAGCUUCUCUCUGAGCUUUCCUACAUUUACCCCAUCGAUGUGGAAAAUCCGUCAUACUAUGUUAUCUGUGGAGUGAGGCUGCCAAAUUCAGAAGAUUUUCAAGCAAAGGAUGAUGGGAGCGUGGCGGUCGCCCUUGGUUACACGGCACACUUGGUCUUGAUGAUUUCAUGCUUCCUGCAUAUCCCUCUAAGGUAUCCAGUAAUCCACAAGGGAUCACGCUCCUCCAUCAAGGACACCAUCACAGACAGACUCACAGAGAAGGAGAGAGAGUUCCCUUUGUAUCCCAGAGGAGAGCGCUUCCAUUUUGAAUAUGGCGUCUACUUGCUCAACAAGAACAUCGCUCAGCUCAGAUAUCAACACGGCUUGACCACCCCAGACCUGCAGCAAACACUGCCCAACCUGAAGAACUUUCUUGAACAUGGCUUGCUUGUCAAAUGUGACCGACACCAAGUCUCCAGUUCCAUUCCAGUACCAUCCAAGUCUCACCUUGGGCCGCCCGGCACCUCUGAAGUCACUCGCCCUCGCCAAAGCAGCUCCCCAGACCGGGGUCUGAGGAAGCGGGCCAGCUCCGAGGCCGACAAGAACAAGAGCAUUCCUCCAGGCUAUGACGUCGCCGCGGGAGUGGGGCCGGCCACGACGACAACGCUGUCGUCUCCGCCAAAAGUCCUGUCUUCGUCUCUCGAUGCCGCUAUGGCCUCGCUUGACCUCACCGAGCCUGCCGCAGCCAAAGAGGAAGAAGCGGCGAUGGAAGGAAGUGGAGAUCAUACAGCGGAGGUGGAAAGGUGCAGCAGCGCCGAAGAAGCCUUCGUCGCACCCGGGGGCGCCGCCGAGCACGCGGGGGUCAUGAACGGUUCGCUGGCUUCUGGUCUGCACUGCUCGGUGGAGCAGGCGGAGGAGAUCAUGGGCACGGAGGCCAUCAACCUGGGAACAGAACCCGAGGCCGGCUCGGGCGUGACGGAGGAGACCCGGCUGGACGAGUACCACCGCAUCCCCGUGGACCAGGCGGUGGCGGUGGAAUGUGAUGAGCAGGUCCUGGGCGAGCUGGACACCGCCGGAUUUGAGGAGUUUUCCAGACGCAUCUACGCACUGAACGAGAACAUGUCCAGCUUCAGACGACCGCGCAAAAACUCUGACAAGUGAGGAACAACAAUGGAUUAUAACGGCUGGAUUCUGGAAUAAUAACCACUUUGCACUUAUUAUUAAAUAUAUAUCAUUAACAUGUUUUCAAACAUAA
Messenger RNA from Nerophis ophidion (straightnose pipefish), 2458 nucleotides. It is a transcript of the gene uvrag, whose product is annotated as UV radiation resistance associated gene. Gene Ontology annotation, cellular component: endosome; lytic vacuole. Gene Ontology annotation, molecular function: SNARE binding. The transcript is spliced from 16 exons. Bases 214 to 2364 code for a protein of 716 amino acids. Gene Ontology annotation, biological process: SNARE complex assembly. The record is from RefSeq and is a predicted model, not a curated record. NCBI's taxonomy places the organism in Eukaryota, Metazoa, Chordata, Actinopteri, Syngnathiformes, Syngnathidae.